CAAUUCAGUUCAUGAUUGUACAUCUUACAGCAAGGGAGUCCAACGGUUCGGUGUGCCGAAAGUGAAAUGGCUAGUUUCAGAAUGGCAUCGAGAUGUGUUAGCAUAGCGGUGAUAACCGUGGUACUAUCAAUGGUAUCUCUAGGGCUGUGUAAACCAUUCCUCGGAGAUAUCCUGGCCAGAGCGAUCACCUCAUCUUCAACACCCGACGAUCCUCAAUCACAUAUAAGCGAUUUUAGAAUGACACCAAAAAUGGAUACAUUGGCGGCAAAGCUCAAGCUGGACGAUUCGAAUAUCGUUGCAUCCAAAAAUCAAUCGAAACCGUCACUAAACGAAACGCUGAACGAAGAGAGUCCAGAGCCUUCCGGAGAGUCCCCCGAAGAGAUUCUUCCCCCUCCUAACCAUACCAACUCGUAUUGGUCAGCACCAUGGAAUAGAACAGAAGUAUUGGCGCGGUUUAUUGAUAACUUUGUGCGACCAGUUCAGCAAAGAAUCUCUUUGGCCUUCGAACGCUUAGUGUCCCGAAAUCCUUUCAACACCGCUCCCAAGAGCCCGGAAGAUACCAUCACACCGCGCAAAGCAUCGAGCGAUGUAGAACAUGUUCUGAAAUCGCUCUCGGUCAAUGACACGGAUGAGCUCGGUUUGGAACUGGUGGCACUAGACGAGGGCCUCGUCGCCGCGCUUAUCGACCCAUCAGUGAACGGUAGCACACUUGUUAGCCAACUGCAGGCCCGUCGACACAUGAUUAGACGUCGGGUGGCGAAGGCACUGUCCUCCAUAACGGGGCUACUUAUACUAGCAGCAAAUUCUCGCAGAGAAUCAAAGUCCCGCAAUAGACGCUCGAUGGAAAACACCAGUAGCGAGGAGCUUGAGGUCAUCGGCACUAUUCCUGAUAUUUACAACGAGAUAUCGAUGGAUGAGAAUGAUGAUUCAAAUCACUCCGAAGAUCCACUGCUAGACGACCCAUUCCAAGGAAGCAACAGUACCGAUGCGGAUGCACCCAGACGAAACGUAGAAGCAGUUGGCAUAUUCAUACUGGAAGUGUUUGGCUCACUAGCCGGGUUUUCGUGGGGCAUAUUCAAGCAAGUACAAUCACUGUUCUGGUGACAGUGAGUUCACCGACACAGCUUUUUAAAUAAGAUUUAAUAUUGUAAAUACACAUAUUUUCGAUACAAUGUUUGUAAGUAAGGGCUAGUUGUAAGGUUAAAAGUUAU
Anopheles darlingi is the source of this 1211-nucleotide messenger RNA. RefSeq lists its product as uncharacterized. The transcript has 2 exons. Lineage: Eukaryota; Metazoa; Arthropoda; Insecta; Diptera; Culicidae. The record is from RefSeq and is a predicted model, not a curated record. The coding region runs from base 67 to 1104 and encodes 345 amino acids.